This is a messenger RNA of Nerophis ophidion (straightnose pipefish), 2588 nucleotides long. Its product is annotated as p21-activated protein kinase-interacting protein 1-like. The record is from RefSeq and is a predicted model, not a curated record. Gene Ontology annotation, molecular function: protein binding. Lineage: Eukaryota; Metazoa; Chordata; Actinopteri; Syngnathiformes; Syngnathidae. The transcript has 10 exons. The coding region runs from base 228 to 1319 and encodes 363 amino acids.
UGCGCGUGCGCAGUACGUUCCAGGGUUGUUAUGGUUCCUCACAUGUGUUGAAUGUAUACCCAAAGGUUUAUUUAGUCGCUCCACUCCUCGCUUAACGUAAAUUAUCCGUUUUUUUUUAAAUUUCAUUUUGUUUAUAAUAUAGUUACUGCUGCUGCGACGAAGUGACAAGCGUGUCAUACGAAGGCUGGAGUCGGGGAAGAAGUUCGCGUUAGCUUUAGCAUAGCAUCAUGGCUUCUGUGGUGAAAUUGAUUGCCGGCAGCUACGAGCAAAUAGCUUUUGGCUACAAUGUUCAAACCAACGAGAAUGUGUGGACCGUCAAGGCCGACUUCACACACCACGCACACGCCGCGUCCCUUUCGGUGGUGGCGGCCAGCGAGAAGUUUGCUGUCACCGGCAGCAAAGAUGAGACCAUACAGGUGUACGACAUGAAGAAGAAACUGGAACACGGCGUUUUGCAGCAUCACAACGGCUCCAUCACCUGUCUUGAGUUCUAUGCGUCAUAUUUAAUAAGCGGAGGAGAGGAUGGACUGAUGUGUGUCUGGAGCAUAAAGAAGUGGGAGUGCCUCAAGUCCAUCAAAGCCCACAAAGGCCAAGUCACGUCGCUAUCUGUGCAUCCGUCUGGGAAACUUGCCCUGUCAGUAGGCACGGAUAAGACCCUCAGAACGUGGAAUCUAAUGACCGGAAGAUCUGCCUUCAUUAAGAACAUAAAACAGAACGCACACAUCGUGCGGUGGUCUCCAGACGGGAGCAAAUACGUGGUGGUCAUCAACAACCAGCUGGACCUUUAUGACCUGGAGACAGCUUUGGUGACCAAGACGCUGACGAACCCCAAGAGGAUUUCAUCUGUCAAGUUCUUAAACAAUACAAUUCUGGUGGUUGCGGGCGAUAAUGAAAUAGUGAGACUGUGUGAUGUUGACAAGCAGGAAUGGAUGUGUGAGUUCAAGGCUCAUGAAACCAGGGUGAAAGCAGUGGAGAGCUUCAAAAUGGACGACCACUGCGUGAUUGUCACGGCUUCCAACGACGGAUUCAUCAAAAUGUGGAAGCUGCGCCUGAACGAGGAGCUCAAAUGUCCCACCCUCUUGGGGGAAGUGAACACCACAGCCAGGCUGACUUGUUUGGCAGUGUGGAAGCCUCAAUCAGUGAAGCCAAUCAAAGAAGAGGAAACCACUGAGGCACCAACAUCAUCAAAAGAAGACGUUCAGAAGCUCCUAAAGACCAAGAAAGUCCGUAUUGCCCCAGAGGAAGUCGUUCUGGAAGACGAAAGCAGGCCUAAAAAUAAAAAGAGAAAGGUCGGUGGAACAUUGCAAGAAGCAAAAUAAAAAGUUUUAUUAAAAGAAAAAAAAAUCUAUGGGAUGAUUUAUGCACAAAAUUAGAUAAACUGACCUAAAAGCGUCCAAUAAAAGAUUAAUUGCAGAAGAAUGAAAAUGUGUCCAAACAUGUACAUCUACCCCUGUGCUGGAAUUUCCAUGACAAAUACACCACAGGGUGGCGCUCUUAUUAAAAGUUGGACGGACUUGAAGUUUCUCACAUGGGCACCUGCGGUAACUUAGGUCGCUCUUUUUGCUACACAACUUUAGACUGUUUGCAGUUUUAGCAAGGUUGGUUUAAAAAAACAUAUUUUGAUACAUUUAUAAAUGGUUGAUUUCUACAGGCUAGUAAGUUAAAGUGUUGUACCUGACAACUUUGGACUACCUUGCUUCUGCAGCCUUCAUCAGAGGUGUCAUGUGACGUUAGCGUGACGUUUUCUGUGACCUGUUGUAUGGAUUGUACCAUCCCACCUGAAGUGGUGGGACGGCGGCGUCCCCUGGUGUGCGUCGGGGCGCCCCCUGUCGUCUGGAUGUCUACCAAACGGCCGCGAGCAUAAGUAUGCUCCUUCAUCCCUGUUGACAGUCUUUGGGGCCCGCUUCCUGAUUUCAACCGCCUCUUUGAUCCACCGAUGGAAUUUGUUGCUUUCCAUUCUAAUGACCUUGGCUGCCUCCCAGUUCAUUAGAUGGUUUUCCCUCUUGCACUGAUCUGAAAUGGUUGAUUUCAGAUUUUCCUGCGUUGCUUUCAUUCUCGUAGCACGGGUGAGCGUUCCAGAUGUUUCCUUUUCACAUUCUUUCUGGCGUUCCUUUUUUCGUGUGCUGAACUGUCGACCUGUCUCUCCUAUGUAUAUUUUAUUGCAUGUUAGGCAAGGAUCUCAUAUAUCAAGAAGCAAGGUAGCCCAAACUUGUCAGGUACAGCACUUGACCAUACUAGCCUAUAUAAAUCAACCAUUUAUAAAUACACGUCACUAGGCUAAAUGUACCGCUUUAACAUAUAUUUUGAUACAUUUUGUGUAUUAAAGAUUUGUCUUAUAGAUAACAGAGCAACUUUGUGCAAAAUCUAAUAAUCAUUGUAUUUAACUUGUAAUCCUGGAUAUGAUCUAGCAGUUUUGUGUUUCCCUUUUUAUAUUUCACCUUAAAAACUGUUCACCUUACCUUGAUGGAUUUUUUUCGUGUGGUACAUUCUGACCUGUGUGAUUGUACAUUAUUUGUCUUGUUUUGAUAAUAAAUGUUUUUAUCCACCCCAGCUGAAUCUAACAUAGUUGAAGGGGAACGUUAAAGCCA